Daphnia magna is the source of this 1696-nucleotide messenger RNA. Its product is annotated as tubulin alpha chain, testis-specific. The record is from RefSeq and is a predicted model, not a curated record. NCBI's taxonomy places the organism in Eukaryota, Metazoa, Arthropoda, Branchiopoda, Diplostraca, Daphniidae. The transcript has 6 exons. Gene Ontology annotation, cellular component: microtubule; cytoplasm. Gene Ontology annotation, biological process: microtubule cytoskeleton organization; mitotic cell cycle. Gene Ontology annotation, molecular function: GTP binding; structural constituent of cytoskeleton. Bases 154 to 1506 code for a protein of 450 amino acids.
UUUUCUGUAUUCUGGUGAAGGUGAUUUGAGACGUGUCAGUAUCCCGAGAACCGUUUUCCAUAGAGGACGACAUUACUUCGUUGCUCUGUGAUAAACGCUCGCUACGCCCUUUCUCUUAAAAAUCUCCGAUUCUAUCUCUAAACACUCUACAAAAUGCGUGAAUGUAUCUCAAUCCACGUUGGACAAGCUGGAGUUCAGAUCGGAAACGCCUGUUGGGAAUUGUACUGCCUGGAGCAUGGAAUUCAGCCUGAUGGUCGCAUGCCCUCGGACAAGGUUGCGGGUGGAAUCGAUGAUUCCUUCAGCACUUUUUUCGCUGAGUGUGGUUCGGGAAAGCACGUCCCAAGAGCUAUAUUCGUCGACUUGGAACCAACCGUUGUAGAUGAAGUUCGUACUGGCACGUACCGCUCCCUGUUUCACCCUGAGCAGCUCAUCACCGGAAAGGAGGACGCUGCUAACAACUACGCACGUGGCCACUACACCAUCGGCAAGGAAAUCGUCGAUAUUGUAUUAGAUCGUGUCCGAAAGCUGUCCGAUCAAUGCACUGGGCUUCAGGGCUUUCUCAUUUUCCAUUCCUUUGGUGGAGGCACUGGCUCGGGUUUUGCCUCAUUGCUGAUGGAACGUCUCUCAGUUGAUUACGGCAAAAAAUCCAAAUUGGAGUUUGCUAUCUACCCUGCUCCACAGGUGUCCACAGCCGUUGUCGAGCCGUACAAUUCAAUUUUGACCACCCAUACUACUUUGGAACAUUCCGAUUGCGCUUUCAUGGUCGAUAACGAAGCUAUCUAUGACAUUUGUCGUCGCAAUCUAGACAUCGAGCGUCCUAGCUACACCAAUUUGAAUCGUCUGAUUGGUCAAAUCGUCUCUUCCAUUACAGCUUCUCUUCGUUUCGAUGGCGCAUUGAACGUUGAUUUGACCGAAUUCCAGACGAACUUGGUCCCUUACCCUCGUAUCCAUUUCCCAUUGGUAACUUAUGCCCCAGUUAUUUCCGCCGAGAAAGCUUACCAUGAGCAGAAUUCUGUUGGCGAUAUUACCAAUGCUUGCUUUGAGCCUGCUAAUCAGAUGGUGAAAUGUGAUCCUCGCCAUGGUAAAUACAUGGCUUGUUGCAUGUUGUAUCGCGGUGACGUGGUUCCCAAAGAUGUCAAUGCUGCUAUUGCCACCAUUAAAACCAAGCGUUCUAUCCAGUUCGUUGAUUGGUGCCCUACUGGUUUUAAGGUUGGUAUCAACUACCAGCCACCAACUGUUGUCCCUGGCGGUGAUCUCGCCAAGGUGUCCCGUGCUGUUUGCAUGUUGUCCAACACUACUGCUAUCGCUGAAGCCUGGGCUCGUUUGGAUCACAAGUUUGACUUGAUGUAUGCUAAACGUGCUUUUGUUCACUGGUACGUUGGAGAGGGCAUGGAGGAAGGAGAGUUCUCCGAAGCCCGUGAAGAUCUCGCUGCUCUAGAGAAGGAUUACGAAGAGGUUGGUAUGGAUUCCGUCGAGGGAGAGGGAGAAGGCGGUGAUGAAUAUUAAGCGGAUGAGAUCAUUCCUUGUAAUCAAGAAAAAACAUGUACCCCUUUAACUAGUGGCAGGUGCUUGUUGCUUGCUUUCUAGCUUACACGUCUUUAUAACUGCUCUAUUUAUUUAGAGCUGUAAAGCCAAUACGAUACUUCACAAGUUAAACUCUUUGUUGGUGCUUUAUUACAUACAUACUUAAGUCUCA